CAGCUCCAAGUCUUUAGUCAGUAGCAAGCCUAACAUGUUCAAAAAAACACAAUGGAGGCUGGUGUAGGAGUUAGAUGAGCAAGAAGGAGAGUAAGAGGAGUAGGAUGUAGGGCGUGGGAAGGUUGUAUAGGGUUUUGUAAGGACUCUGGCUUUUAUUUUAUGUGAGACAUUGACCUCUUGGAGGAUUUUAAGAAAAUAAAUGACAUAAUUUGAAUUACAUUUUGAAAGUAUCAUUCAGACUCUGCUUUUUAGAAUAGAGUAUAGAGGAGAAAAGGGGAAGAAGGGAAUAAAUGUUAGUGUUGUAAACCAGAGUGACUCAGGUGGAGGUGGUGAUCAGAUUCACUUGGAAGGUAUAGUUCUGAUGAUUGAAUGGAGAGCAUUAAAGAAAAAGAAGAGACAAGGAAGACUCCGUUUUUAUCUUAGCAACUGGAAGGACGGUUUUCAUCAAUUAAGAUGGGAAAGACGAGGUGGAGCAAAUUUGAGAGAAUGAUGAAGUGGCAUGUGUUCGAACUGGCUAUGGUAAGGAUAUGGUAAAAGUUCUCCAUAUUCAGCGAGAUGGAAAAUACCACACCAUUAAAGAGGUCUCAACUUCAGUGCAACUGACUCUGAGUUCCAAAAAAGAUUACCUGUAUGGAGACAAUUCAGACAUCAUCCCUACAGACACCAUCAAGAACAUAGUCCACGUUUUGGCAAAAUUCAAAGGGAUCAAAAGCAUAGAAGCCUUUGCUGUGAAUAUCUGUGGGCACUUUCUUUCUUCUUUUAACCAUGUCAUCCGAGUUCAAGUCUAUGUGGAAGAAGUCCCCUGGAAGCGUUUGGAAAAGAAUGGAAUUAAGCAUGUGCAUGCAUUUAUUCACACUCCCACUGGAACACACUUCUGUGAGGUUGAGCAGAUGAGGAAUGGACCUCCAGUCAUUCACUCUGGAAUCAAAGACCUCAAGGUCUUGAAAACAACUCAAUCUGGAUUUGAAGGGUUCAUCAAGGACCAGUUCACCACCCUCCCUGAGGUGAAGGACCGGUGCUUUGCCACCCAAGUGUACUGCAAGUGGCACUACCACCAGUGCAGAGACGUGGACUUUGAGGCGACCUGGGACACUGUUCGGGACAUUGUCCUGGAGAAGUUCGCUGGGCCGUAUGACAAAGGCGAGUACUCGCCCUCUGUCCAGAAGACCCUCUAUGACAUCCAGGUGCUCUCCCUGAGCCGGGUUCCUGAGAUAGAAGAUAUGGAAAUCAGCCUGCCAAAUAUUCACUACUUUAACAUAGACAUGUCCAAAAUGGGACUGAUCAACAAAGAAGAGGUCUUGCUACCUUUAGACAAUCCAUAUGGAAAAAUUACUGGUACAGUCAAGAGGAAGCUAUCUUCAAGGCUGUGACAUUGUUGCCCCCCAUAGGAGUCUACUCUUGGCUGAGGAAUCCCUUCCAGCCACUUGUGUUGAAGAUUACAGCAUGUACCCAGGCCGAUUUUCAACAUGGUAGAUUGAUUUACAGGGUUCCUUUUUCUCCUGCAUGAGAUAAUCUAUUCCUUCCACACCAAGCUCGGCAAGGUGUUUCCUAGAUUAGUAAUUCUAAUGUUCAUUGUGAAUACGUUUACUUCAAAAAUACUCAACAUUAUCAGGACAAUCAUAAAUCAAUAUUUCUUUUUGAUUGCCUUGUGUCUUCUUAUCUUAGAGCAACUUAAGAAUCAAUUCUUUAAGCAAACAAUCAUGACUUCAUGAGGGUAUCAUCAAUUAAUUUGUCCAUACAUUUAGGAAGCAAAUAUUCAUUGUUUUCACCUUAUUGAUGCUACAACUUUACCUCUUAUUACUUCAAUUAUACUGAAUACUUGAAUUUUUAAGACUGUUCUAGCAUAUGUAUCAUUGGGAGCUUAUUUCUAAUAUGAUAGUACUUUUGUGAUUUUAAUAUAUUGAUUUUAUGACUUUUACAACCCAUAAAGACUAUUCAGUACAUGUUGGAGCAUUGAAAAUGUAAUUUGUUUUCCUUUGAAUAGUGCAUCCCUUUUGCACAAAGGGCCAUGUUUAAUAAAUGCUAAGUCGAUAUACAGAUAGAUGGAUAUACAUAUGGAAAGAAAACUAGAGACUAUACAUAAAAAACAUCAACAAUGAUGAUUUUUGUAUGGUGGGAUUGUGAGUGAUUUUAAAUUUUUUGCCAUGUACUUUAUGAAUCUUUCAAAU
Molecule: messenger RNA, 2168 nt
Organism: Choloepus didactylus (southern two-toed sloth)
Lineage: Eukaryota; Metazoa; Chordata; Mammalia; Pilosa; Megalonychidae
Product: uricase
Exons: 8
Coding region: 528-1370 (280 amino acids)
Biological process (GO): urate catabolic process; purine nucleobase catabolic process
Cellular component (GO): peroxisome
Molecular function (GO): urate oxidase activity
Source: RefSeq, a predicted model, not a curated record